AUGGAAGUGGCCUCGGCACCUCCAAUGUCUGUCGAGCAGCCGAAGGAAGGUAAAUGGAGCAACAAGUGCAGGAACAUCUGUGUCGCCGUCCUGGUGGUCGUCCUGAUCAUCGUCCUGGUGAUUUUGAUAUUGGCCCUGACGGUUUUCAAGGCCAAGAAACCGGUGAUCACGGUGAAUUCGAUGAAUCUGAAGGACCUCAAUGUCUCCUUCGACAUGGCGCGGAUGAAAGCCUUGCUGAACAUGACGUUGGACAUGGACCUCUCCGUGAGGAACCCAAACAGGGUGGGAGUCGAUUACACGGACACGUCCGUGGAAUUAGGCUACCAAGGAGAGCCCAUCGGAGAAGCUCCAAUCCCUGCAGGCAGGAUCUCAGCUGACAGCACGGAGGACAUGAACGUUGCGGUGACGGUAAUGGCAGAUCGCAUGCUGUCAAACCCACGGACGUACUCCGACAUCAUGGGUGGCGUGCUUCCCAUGACUGCUUCCACGAAUAUAUCGGGCAAGGUUUCCAUCUUGAGCGUGUUCAAGAUUCAUGUGAAGUCCGCAGUUUCCUGCGACAUCAAUGUGUUCAUUUCCAAUAGAACCAUUGAUGAGCACCAAUGCGAGUAUGAGACGGAGUUGUAG
This is a messenger RNA of Syzygium oleosum, 624 nucleotides long. RefSeq lists its product as uncharacterized. The record is from RefSeq and is a predicted model, not a curated record. Gene Ontology annotation, cellular component: plasma membrane. Lineage: Eukaryota; Viridiplantae; Streptophyta; Magnoliopsida; Myrtales; Myrtaceae. The coding region runs from base 1 to 624 and encodes 207 amino acids. The transcript has a single exon.